UGAACGUGUUGUUGCUUGUAUUAUUUACAUAUUAUAGUGUUACCUAAAUUAAUUUUGAUAUACCUGAGAUUUCUGAAUUAUAGAAUUUUUUAUCAUUGGGCUUAUUAUCGUGCGUUUUCUUAUUGGUUGAGUAUAUAAUGAAAUUCUCAGAACAACAAAAGUCUGAAUAAAUACUGUUUGUUACUAGCCUAUAUUAUGGUAGUUUUGGAUACCAUGGAAGGAGUUGGAAAUCUGGAAGAGGAAGCACAAAAAAGGAAAGAAAGGCUAAAAAGUUUAAAAAGAAAAAACACGAAUGUAACCUCAUCAGACUCAAAAAAUAAAGAUGUUUCUCCACUUCCUAGGCCCAUGUUUAGAAGUUAUAAACCACAAGAUGAGUCAUUGCAACAAGCAAAGUUACAAGAUGCGGAGCCAGAAAAGGUUGAUGAAGAAGUUAAAGAUUUAGUUGAAGCUGGGAAGGAAAAGGUUGUACUUCAAGAUUUAGAUAUAGCAUCACUUGCACCUCGAAAGCCAGAUUGGGACCUCAAAAGGGAUGUUGCAAAAAAGUUGGAAAAGCUUGAGAGAAGAACACAAAAAGCUAUUGCAGAAUUAAUUUGGGAGAGAUUAAAGCAAGGCUCUGAUGACAAUUUGGGGGCUAUGCUUACUAUGACAGAUACAAGAGUUCUGCAAGACGAUUGAAUUGUGGACAAUUAGGUAUACAUUUUUGAUGUUUAUAUGUAACAUAUUAAAAAACCAAAACAUUU
Messenger RNA from Pieris brassicae (large cabbage white), 740 nucleotides. Its product is annotated as coiled-coil domain-containing protein 12. The coding region runs from base 196 to 675 and encodes 159 amino acids. NCBI's taxonomy places the organism in Eukaryota, Metazoa, Arthropoda, Insecta, Lepidoptera, Pieridae. Gene Ontology annotation, cellular component: post-mRNA release spliceosomal complex; U2-type spliceosomal complex. The transcript is spliced from 3 exons. The record is from RefSeq and is a predicted model, not a curated record.